Molecule: messenger RNA, 1164 nt
Organism: Lindgomyces ingoldianus
Lineage: Eukaryota; Fungi; Ascomycota; Dothideomycetes; Pleosporales; Lindgomycetaceae
Exons: 2
Coding region: 255-1064 (269 amino acids)
Molecular function (GO): acyltransferase activity, transferring groups other than amino-acyl groups
Source: RefSeq, a predicted model, not a curated record
UAUUAAUCUCAGCGUAAAGCCAAAGUUCACAGACUAGAUUAAGUAAUCGAUCACAACAACGAAGAUUAGGAACGAACUCUCUACUCGUACAUAAUUACUCCCUUGGGAUAUUGCAGCGCGGUGCUGACACGCUAAGUAUUUAUUGUUCAAUUGUUUUCAUAACACGAAAACCCCAGACCUCUCAACCUUAAUUUCAACCCCAACUUCUCUUCGUCUCACUUAAUAUCAAUCCCCGGGCUUUUCACAUACACAUAAUGGCCCAUCCAAAUGCCGCAGUGCAGAUUACAACCGCCUCUGGCGUCAAAUAUGAACCCCGAACAACCACAGUCCUAGCAUCCGCGUUCUCCGCCGACCCCGUCAUGGCCUAUUUCCUAAACAGCAUUCCCCGCGGUCCCGCCAGAAGCGCUGCACUACACAAACUCUUCCAUUGCAUGUUCAGCGCCGCUACGCUCAAAGACGCUAUUUUCUAUGAAUCUUCCUACCCAAAUCUGACUCCCGCAAAUCAGGCUAGUCCUAAUACGGAGCUAGUCCAAGAACCCGGAUUUCAAUCCGCAGCAGUGAUAAUGCUACCGGGGCAAAAAGUCGACGAUCUCAACCUUUUGGCCUGGCUCUCGUUAAUCAAGGCAGGGAUUUUGGGAUUAAUUUGGACGGCUGGCUUGACACGGUUCCGGCGGGUAUUGUUUGAGUAUCCCGCCUUAGCUGAUGGUGUCAAGAAAACCACGUUCAAUAAGCACGAAAAGUGGUACUACAUCCUCAUGAUUGGCACCGAGGAAUCGCACCGUGGAAAAGGACUCUGUCCGGCGUUAAUCAGGGACCUGCAGAAGAAGGCGAGUGGGGAGGGAUUGCCAAUUUGGUUGGAGGCUACGAGUGCCGGUUCGAGGGAUGUUUAUAAGAAAGUAGGGUUUCAGCUUGUUGAGGAGGGAGGGCCAUUUAUAUUAGGAAAGGGUGUGGCGGAUGCGGCGGGAGAGGUUGCAACGGGGGAGAGUGCAGUGGGUGUGGAGAUUUGGGCAAUGGUUUGGUAUCCUGAAGGGUAUGUGAAGCCGGGAAACGGGAGGACAGAAUGAGGUGUUGAGCACCAUUGCUCCUCAGCGGAAUUAUAAUACGUGACCAACUGUAUUUCAACUUUAUUUCAGCUUUAUUAAUUGGAAAUGCGUUAAAUUAUAG